AUGACGAUGAAACAAGAAGCUGCCGCAAGACAACAAAACGCCAAAUCUGAGACUGCAAGUCGGACUGUUGCGUUGGUAGUGUGGACGGGCUCAAAGCUUCACACCUCAAUGGAUAUUGUAGUGACAUACCCUGUCAACAUGCGUAAACUUCUGAUACUUUUCCCAAAAGUCAAUCCUGAUAUAUGCCAUGAUGUCGAACGGCACCUAGCCUCUGUAUCCACUGGUGGAAAGAAAGCUAGCAUGUCGUUGUGUGCCUUUAUUCAGCGCAAAAGUACAUCAACACAUAAAAACAAGGGGCCGGCUACGAUUAUCAAUUUGAGGUCUUCCGCAGAGCCUGAGAGUGAGUUGUCUACACCGCUUGCCCAAAGGACUAUAACCCAACUUCUCCAGUACACACCUCAAUUUGACACAAUGAUCACUUCGCCACUUGCAGGACAUCAUGUAUCACGCCAAAACAACAAGCGCCACCGCUCUCCGUCUCUUAAUAAUCCCAAUAUCGAGCUGUCUCCACCUGAAGACGAACCCAACAAACUGUCUAUCAACGGACCGUCUAUCAACAAUUCCAAUUUCAAGCAGCCUCCACCUGAAGACGAUCCCAACGGACAUCUAGCACAGCCAAGUCGUCCUGCAAAGUCACUGACGCCCGCAAGUAUCAAUUUCUUGCUGAGUGGAGGAAGACAGACCACACACGUUUUGCCAAGAUUAAUAGUAGUACGCCCCAACGCGUAA
Molecule: messenger RNA, 729 nt
Organism: Melampsora larici-populina 98AG31
Lineage: Eukaryota; Fungi; Basidiomycota; Pucciniomycetes; Pucciniales; Melampsoraceae
Exons: 3
Coding region: 1-729 (242 amino acids)
Source: RefSeq, a predicted model, not a curated record